AAUCAGCGGAACAACGUUACCAACUGAAAUUAUAUAAACGUUUAAUUAGUUGAGGAACGUUGUAUAUGCUGCCAAAAUGGUUGACUCAGAGGACAUUCCGAAAUCAAAGCCUGAGGAGCAGUGCUCUCAAUUAAAUAUAAAGGAGAAAGAAUUGGACAUGUACCGAGACACAUUCGUUCGCUAUAUGGGCUACAGUAAUGAACUUGGCGAGGCUUUUCGGCCUCUAAUCUCCAGGUCAUUAGUAGGCGCAUCAUAUGGUAUUGCUAUUGGUUAUGUCUGCUUGGAUGCUUUCGACAAAAGUUUGCGCCAUCAAAUAUCUGGUGCCAGCAAUCGCGAUGUGGCGCUCAUAGGAGGAGAUGUGUUCACCUGGCAAAUGUUUGCUUCUGUUAUAAUACCAGGCCUUGUCAUUAAUCGUGUUACAGCGACGAGUAGAUCGCUGCUGAAAAAUGCACCCCCAUUAGCGCUAAAAACGUUGCCAACUAUCCUCGGAUUGGUCACAAUACCGUUUAUAGUGCAUCCCAUUGAUAAUUUGGUAGAUCAAGUUAUGGAUGCCACAUUCCGUAAAAUCCUGCGGUAAUCUUAUGUGAACCAUAGGUCCAGCAAUGGCUUUCAAAUAUGCUUCCAGUAAGGGAAAACUCGCUGCGCUCAGUGCUCUUUAGAUUUUUGUAUAUGACUUAGUUCUUAGUAGACGAAAUUUACAAGUAUUUUAGGAACAUUGUAAUCUGUAAAAUCUAAGGCCCGUUUCUUCAAUGUUUGAUCCGACUCCUUCCCGAAUUUAAGUAAUCGUUAUAUUUAAGCUUUUAUCUCAGACCUAGGUAUGAAAAAAAUGCUAAUAGUAAAAUUUCCCAUAUAAAGCAGCGGUUUCAAAACGAUAAAUUGUAUGGGAAACUUUAUUUUGAGACAAGUUUAAGUUAUUGAGGUAUGGAAUAAAUGUCGGGCAUUGAGGAAAUAGCCCUUAAAUACGCAUAAGAAUACUGAUAGAACGGCAAUUGCUCGCUCUUAUGCAAUUCUGGUCUAACCGAACACAUUUUAGUUGUAAACUACAUAAAUUUGGUUAAAGCUUUAAUAUGUACAUACAAU
Scaptodrosophila lebanonensis is the source of this 1080-nucleotide messenger RNA. RefSeq names its product mitochondrial fission process protein 1. Gene Ontology annotation, biological process: mitochondrial fission. NCBI's taxonomy places the organism in Eukaryota, Metazoa, Arthropoda, Insecta, Diptera, Drosophilidae. The coding region runs from base 77 to 577 and encodes 166 amino acids. The transcript is spliced from 3 exons. The record is from RefSeq and is a predicted model, not a curated record. Gene Ontology annotation, cellular component: mitochondrion.